Molecule: messenger RNA, 602 nt
Organism: Drosophila nasuta
Lineage: Eukaryota; Metazoa; Arthropoda; Insecta; Diptera; Drosophilidae
Product: putative serine/threonine-protein kinase mps1
Exons: 4
Coding region: 117-602 (161 amino acids)
Source: RefSeq, a predicted model, not a curated record
AAAAACUGAGCACUCGCAACGGAAGACUCAGAAAGCUGCAGCGCCAAAAACGGAAGCGAAACGCUGAAGGCAACCGAUUUUCAUAUGCAUUUUUAUUUUGGCCAUUUAUUGCUGCCAUGAGCCCAGCCCGAGUAAAUGCCAUAAGCGUAUUAACGCAAUUCAAUUUGCCCUGUUUGCACAACAACAAUAACAACAGCAAAAGGAACAACAAUUGCAACAACAACAACAUCAACGUAUACAUAACAAUGCACAAACAAACUCGCACACUCACACACACACUCUGUCACACACACUCACACACAUAUGCCAAAAACUCCAUGAUGUCCAGGAGUCGACGGCCAACAGCCACGUCCAAUGGGCCAUUAUCAUGCAGCAGCAUGCGACGUGUCCUCAUGCCUCUUUCAGCGUGUUGGCUAACAAAGUUGCUACAACAACUGCGACAACAACAACAACACCAACAGCCGAAGCACCAGCAACACAGCGACAGCAGUUUGAGAGCCUAUGCGUACACUGAGAGAAACGACGAAAAAGGAAGUGAGAGUGAGUGGUGCUAUGCGGUGGUGUACGGAGUCGGAGUCCUCGUGAUCUGCCUUUGCAACUGA